AUGCUCCAAUCCCUUGUUCUUGCCCUCUCGCUCACCACCGUGGCCUCCGCGGCGGCCCUCGAGGCCCGCGCCGCCCGCACCUCUCCACCAGCCGGAUGCCUCGCCGUCGGCAGCUCCGCCACCUACAAGACGGUCCAAUCCGCCGUCAACGCGCUUAGCACGUCCUCCACCACAGCGCAGUGCAUCUUCAUCUACAAGGGCACGUACAAAGAACAAGUCUACAUCCCGCAGCUCAAGUCCGCCCUCACCCUGUACGGCGAGACCCCGGACGCCGGCAGCUUCGCGGCCAACACGGUGACCAUCACGCAGAGCAAGAGCCAGGACGACUCGUCCAACAACGACCUCACGGCCACCCUGCGCGCCCACACCACCAACCUGCGCGUCUACAACCUCAACCUUAUCAACACCCGCGGCAAGGGCUCCCAGGCGCUGGCCGUCAGCGCCCAGAAGGACCGGCAGGGCUUCUAUGCCUGCCAGUUCAGGGGCUUUCAGGACACCGUGCUGGCUAACGAGGGCGCGCAGGUGUAUGCAAAGAGCUACAUUGAGGGUGCGACCGAUUUUAUCUUUGGUCAGCGUGGGCGGGCGUGGUUUGAUGGCUCCGAUAUCCGCGUGCUGGCGGCGUCGGUGGGCUAUGUCACGGCGAGUGGUCGGGAUUCCGCGAGCAGUUCGUCGUAUUAUGUGAUUAACAAGUCGGCGAUUUCGGCCAAGGCGGGAGAUAACGUGCCCGGUGGUGCAUAUUAUUUGGGUCGGCCGUGGCGGAACUAUGCGCGGGUGGCGGUCCAGCAGACGAGCUUGUCCGGGGUGAUCAAUGGGGCUGGGUGGAAGAUCUGGAAUGAUGCAGGGGCACGCGGGACGUCGUCGUUGAGCGGGCCGCUUCUGCUUGCCCAGGGUCGAGGACGACGGGCGGCGGCGAAAGGGGCGGGCCGGGGGGUAGGGCCCGCCGCCGGAAGGGCCUGCAGGGGCGCCGGGUCGCGCCGUAGCUGUGCCCCGGCGAUGAUCAUGGGCGUGGGUGUUGAGACGGUGGGUCCCAGUGCGGGAGGGGUGCGGCGGCCUUCGUGGUGGUGGGGCGGUGUUUUGGGAUGCGAGGGAUGCGCCGUGGCCGGUGUUGAUGAGUUGGAGGGUGUGGAUGGUGGCUUCGAUUUCGGCUUGGCGGAAGGCGAGUUGGGCGCGGUGGAAUUCGGCGGGGGUGAGGGAGGCGUUGUGGGAGGGGGUUUCGACGGCGGUGAUGUCGAAGAGGAGGCGGGUGUGGUUGCGGUGGGGUUGGUUGGGGGGGUGGAUGAUGGUGCCGGGGGAGGAGCCGUCGCGGUGUUCAAGCAUGGCGACGAUGUGCCCGCGUGCUGCGAGUUCGCCGGCGAAGUGGGAGUAGUCGGUCCUGGCGGACACGGUGCCGUGGGAGAAGAUAAUGACCGGGUAGCCUCCGCUUGGCCCGUCCUUGCUUGGUUGGGCAUGUUCUUGUUCCUUGUUGGCAAGCUUCUCCUGGGACGUCGGUCUGGCGUAAUCGCUCAGGGGUGCAUCAACAGCAGCCGGGAUGGUGAUACCUCCGACCAAUGCGUUGAUGCCAAUGGUGAAAAGCUUGUCCGUAAACCAGUUGCUGAUAUGGGCAGCUCUGGCAUACCCCUGAGCUCGGAGGGAGAUGGGGUGCGGCACCCAGGGAUGGCGCUUUGUUUGGGCCGACGACGCCGCAGUAUCAUGGGCCACGGGGUAGUACAGCGAGAAAAGGACAGUCUCUAA
Molecule: messenger RNA, 1731 nt
Organism: Chaetomium globosum CBS 148.51
Lineage: Eukaryota; Fungi; Ascomycota; Sordariomycetes; Sordariales; Chaetomiaceae
Exons: 2
Coding region: 1-1731 (576 amino acids)
Biological process (GO): cell wall modification
Molecular function (GO): pectinesterase activity
Source: RefSeq, a predicted model, not a curated record